AUGGCGUUGUUCCUUUUCUACGAAUCUGCUUCAGGUUUUGCACUGUUUGAGGCUCACGGAAUCGACGAAAUCGGUCACAACACCAAUGCCGUUCGUAAAUCCGUUUCGGAUUUGAACAGGUUCGGCAAGGUCGUCAAGCUUCGCUCCUUCAAUCCUUUCACCUCAGCACUCGAUGCACUUAAACAGUGCAACGCCUUCGGAGAAGGCUUAUUGACUGAUGAACUUAGAAUUGUUUUGGAGACUAACUUGCCUAAAGUGAAGGAAGGUAAGAAGUGCAAGUUUAGUUUAGGUGUAUCAGAACCUAAGAUUGGAUCACAGAUAUUUGAAGUCACUAGAAUUCCUUGUCAAAGUAAUGAGUUUGUGCAUGAACUGCUUCGUGGCGUGCGCGUACAUUUUGAUAGGUUCCUUAGUGAUCUCAAGUCAGGGGAUAUGUUAAAGGCACAACUUGGUCUGGGGCAUAGUUACAGCAGAGCAAAGGUGAAAUUCAAUGUUAAUCGAGUUGACAAUAUGGUCAUUCAAGCAAUAUUCCUUCUUGAUACACUUGAUAAGGAUAUCAAUUCGUUCUCCGUGAGAGUCAGAGAAUGGUAUUCCUGGCAUUUUCCGGAACUGGUGAAGAUUGUCAAUGAUAAUUAUCUGUAUGCCAAAGUUGUAAAAUUUAUUGAGGAUAAAUCAAAGUUGUCUGAAGACAAGAUCUCUGGCUUAACUGAUGUAGUUGGAGAUGAAGAUAAAGCGAAGGAGAUUGUGGAAGCUGCCAAGGCCUCCAUGGAACAGGAUUUGUCCCCAGUUGACUUGAUUAAUGUGCAACAAUUUGCACAGAGGGUAAUGAACCUAUCUGAGUACAGGCGGAAGCUGUAUGAUUAUCUGGUUGCUAAAAUGAAUGACAUUGCACCAAAUUUGGCCUCUUUAAUUGGUGAAGUUGUUGGUGCGCGUCUAAUUUCCCAUGCUGGUAGCCUUACAAAUUUAGCUAAAUGCCCCUCUUCAACACUUCAAAUCCUUGGUGCAGAGAAGGCCUUGUUCAGAGCAUUAAAAACAAGAGGAAACACUCCCAAAUAUGGUCUGAUAUUCCACUCUUCUUUUAUUGGUCGAGCAUCUGCUAGAAAUAAGGGCCGAAUGGCUCGAUAUCUUGCAAACAAAUGUUCCAUUGCUACACGGAUUGACUGCUUUUCUGAACAGGGUACUACUGCUUUUGGAGAAAAACUCCGUGAGCAAGUUGAGGAGCGACUUGACUUUUAUGACAAGGGAGUAGCCCCUCGAAAGAACAUAAAUGUAAUGAAGUCUGCUAUUGAAAGUGUUGAAAAUAAAGAUACAGAGAUGGAAACAGAAGAAGUGCCUGUUGAAGUUUCAGGCAAGAAAGCGAAAAAGAAAAAGCAAAAAGCUGCUGUUGCAGAUGAAGGUGACGACAUGGCUGUAGGUAAGGCCACAUAAACUACAAAUGGUGAUGCAUUAGAGGAUCAUAAAUCAGAAAAGAAGAAAAAGAAAGAAAAGAGGAAAUUGGACCAUGAGAUGGAGCUUCAUGAUCAGGCUGUAGGUGAUGGUGGCAAUGGGGUUACAAGUGAGCAUGAUAGAGCAGUUAA
Gastrolobium bilobum is the source of this 1574-nucleotide messenger RNA. RefSeq names its product nucleolar protein 56-like. The transcript has 8 exons. Lineage: Eukaryota; Viridiplantae; Streptophyta; Magnoliopsida; Fabales; Fabaceae. Gene Ontology annotation, molecular function: snoRNA binding. Gene Ontology annotation, cellular component: box C/D methylation guide snoRNP complex; small-subunit processome. The coding region runs from base 1 to 1425 and encodes 474 amino acids. The record is from RefSeq and is a predicted model, not a curated record.